Lasiodiplodia theobromae is the source of this 408-nucleotide messenger RNA. RefSeq names its product Trm112p-like protein. The transcript has 2 exons. The record is from RefSeq and is a predicted model, not a curated record. Bases 1 to 408 code for a protein of 135 amino acids. Gene Ontology annotation, molecular function: protein heterodimerization activity. NCBI's taxonomy places the organism in Eukaryota, Fungi, Ascomycota, Dothideomycetes, Botryosphaeriales, Botryosphaeriaceae. Gene Ontology annotation, biological process: rRNA (guanine-N7)-methylation; tRNA methylation; peptidyl-glutamine methylation.
AUGAAGCUCCUCACCCUCAACUUCCUGACCUGCGCCCGUAAGGCCUGCAAAUCGAGCCCGGCAGCGUUCCCCCUCCACCCGCGCGACGCCGAGCUCGAGGUCGUUGAAACAGACCUGAAUCCGCUGUUCAUUCGUAACAUCCUGCCUCGCCUGGAGUGGGAUGCCCUGCGAACCCUUGCCUCGGAGCUCGGUCUCCCAACCCUCCCCGAGAUGGCGCCAGAGUCCGAGGCGCUCGGAAUUGCGACUGCGGACGAGGCAGAGGAGCCGAACCAGCUGCUGAAGGAUCUGCACAACCUGCUUCUCGAAACCACUAUAUCAUCCGGCAAGCUGGUGUGCGCCAACUGCGGGCACGAGUAUGCGAUCAAAGAGGGCAUUGCCAACUUUUUGCUACCCAGCCACCUGGUUUGA